AUGAAUCCCAACUGUCCAUCCAUAACAUAUGACAUCAGUCAGUUGUUUGAUUUUAUCGAUGACUUAGCAGAUCUUAGCUGUUUGUGUACCGUGCAGACACUGUCAGACAAUAACCAACCCUACAAUAAAGACUGGAUCAAAGAGAAGAUUUAUGUUCUGCUCCGUCGACAGGCUCAGCAAGCAGGCAAAAUAGGUGAGGCAGUGCGGGAGAGCUGA
Staurois parvus is the source of this 216-nucleotide messenger RNA. The record is from the annotation of a GenBank genome assembly. Lineage: Eukaryota; Metazoa; Chordata; Amphibia; Anura; Ranidae.